This is a messenger RNA of Pecten maximus, 2891 nucleotides long. RefSeq lists its product as uncharacterized. Gene Ontology annotation, molecular function: protein binding. Bases 9 to 1250 code for a protein of 413 amino acids. The record is from RefSeq and is a predicted model, not a curated record. NCBI's taxonomy places the organism in Eukaryota, Metazoa, Mollusca, Bivalvia, Pectinida, Pectinidae. The transcript is spliced from 4 exons.
GGGAAAUCAUGUCGUCGACAUUGUGUUUUAUUUACUAUCGUAAACGACAUAAUCGUUAUAGGGAGCAAAUUUUGAGAGCUCUAAGGGACAGUGAAAGUGAUGAAGACACAAGUAAUGACAACGACAACGACAACGACAGCGACGAUGAUGAUGAUGAAGAAGUUAUAGAAAAGUUCAUUGAGAGUCCGGAAUACAUUGACCCAGGGUUUUUACCGAACGACGUGGUUCUGGUAAUCGAAGAUAAACAACUGUAUGUAAAUAAAGAUUUACUUGAAUCUUCAUCACCUGUUUUUGAGGCCUGGCUUAAAAAAGAAUGGCAGACGGAAAAGGGUACAGAAAACGGGAAAAUUGAGCUGUCGUUCCCAGGGAAAAACUUUGUUGAUAUGAGAGCAUUCUUUAAAUGCCUACUGCCUGUUUUCUCUGACAAAGUGACAGAUGAAAACCUAGAUACAGUGCUACCCUUAGCAGACGAGUAUCAAACCGAAAACUUGUUAUUAGAAUGUAUUGAGGUCAUCCGGGAACGUGUGGAGUCUGUCUACAAGACGGAUACCUACAUACCGCCGUCUCGGAUUGUCACAUAUGUACGCUGGGUGGAGCAGUUCAAGCUCAACGCUAUCAGAGAAUGCGUUGUGAAAUUAGCAGCAGUCAUUGAGAAUGAAGAUCUAGAAAAUGCUCCAGAUUAUUAUACUGUCGGGACCCUAAUCCAGCUUGAGGUAGCUAAAACUAGAUCCAAACUACUGAAGGACCUGUUUGUGUCUACUCCAACUGAUGCCGAACGAAAGAUUAGCCGACUUCAAGUUCCACGUCACGACAAAUAUAUGUCUGAAUGGAAACAGAAUGUAUCGAACCUUUUGCAAUAUGCAGUGGAUCAUAUCGGGGAUCUGAAACCACAACUUUCUAACUUCUCUGCAACUCCCCCAGUAUUAACUAAGAAUCAAACGCGAUCAGCGGGUUUUGGUAAAUUGCGACCAGUAGGUAUAGUUUUGAAUCCACCGCAAUCAGUGGUUCCUUCAUUCUCUUUUGAAGAUCCAAUUUCGCAAAAUAUGUCUGAUCUUUUUGCAUGUAUUUCUGUUUCGGAUAGAAUUGAUUUACACGACAUUUAUAACAAAUGCAUUGAGAAAUUAAAUGUUGAAAAUAUCAGCAAAGGAAAUUUCCAAAAGCAAUGGUCCAAACAUUACACAGGUAAUAAAAUUGAACUCAGUAACAUGGGACGGCACGUGCUUAGCAUGUAUAAAUGCACAUGCAAAUGAUGUUGAACUUGUUAUACAUGUACUUCACUUAUGACUUAAUCUUAAAAUGGGAUCAACACAUCAUACUAGGAAAUCAUUACAAUGUAUAUUCUCUAGAUAAUAAUCCCUGCAUCAUGUAUUUUGUGACACGUAGACUAGUCAAUGCUCGACAAAAGGGUGAAUCUAAAGUUAAUUUGAACAUACUGUAUUCAGUGUUUUUAUUACACGUGCGAAUAAUGAAGAUAUCAUAUCAAAAUAACAGAAACGUAUAAAUCGGGUAUCUAGUUGUUAAAACUACGUUUUAUCACCUUGUCAUAGUUUUUAUAACAUUUCAAAUUGUCAAUGCUUUUACCAUACCAUUCCAUAUGACAGUGCUAAUAUCGAAACACAAUGUGAAUUACAUAUUACCGAAAGCAAUCGGAGACACCAAUCAUUAUUUUAACUGUAGUUUUAUCGUUGUUCACUACAAUGUAAGAAUAGGUAUUAGUUUAAACGAUAAAACAAGCCAUCCGAAAUACAAAAAAAAAAAAAAAAAAAACAGAAAAAAAGGUUUCUCAGAAUUAUCAUAUAUGGAUACAUCAAAAGAUAAGGAAGAUAUCAAUUCAUAAAAGUGAAUCAAGAUUCUUUAUGUCAGAUAUUCCAUGUACAUUUUUGUAGUUAAGUUCUAAACAAUUUGUCUGAUAUUUAACGCCAUGUAUUGUUAUAUGGUAUUAAUGGAAAGGUAAUAUUAUAUCAAUAUCGAAUGUGUUUUAUUGAUUGUGUUUGAUGCACGCCUACUUAGGACUUGAUUUUAUAUCUGAAAUGGAUGUCCAAUCAAAAGUACACGAGAUUAGUGUCUAUGUUUUAUAAAUGUGACAUGGAAUUGUACGAAGUUAAAACAGCUACUUCUCAGAUAUUUUUUUAUUUGGCACAUUGUCAAUGUUUUAUAAAUAUGACAUGGAAUUGUACGAAAUUAAAACAGCUACUUCUCAGAUAUUUUUUUAUUUGGCACAUUGUCAAUGUUUUAUAAAUAUGACAUGGAAUUGUACGAAGUUAAAACAGCUACUUCUCAGAUAUUUUUUUAUUUCGCACAUUGUCAAUGUUUUAUAAAUUUGACAUGGAAUUGUACGAAGUUAAAACAGCUACUUCUCAGAUAUUUUUUUAUGUGACACAUUGUCUAUGUUUUAUUUUUGAAUUCAACAUGAAGCGCUAGCGCGCUUCACUAAAUUUGCCUUUGUCCAGUUGGCAUUCAUUAGCCCAUAACUUCCAACUGAAAGCAGUUCAAUGCUUAAAUGUAUCAUAUGUGCUAUGUGUUGUUGACCGGAAGGUAAAUAAAUUUGAAUUUCCUGUGGUAAUUGUAAUGUGUUGUAUGAUAUAUGUGUACAAUUCGCAUGCUAGACGAUUUUUCACUAUGAUCAUGUCAAGGUAUCAAGCCGACCAUCACUGCACCAUUGAAACUUUCUUUUUGAGAACAUGGAUGUGGUGCAGUGGUAUAAGCUGUGGGUAUUUCAACAAGAGGCCCAUAGGCCUUAAAUAUCACCUGAGUCUUAAACAUGUAACUAUCUUCUGUGUAUUUACAAUGUAUUUCUAAACAGUUCCUAUGUAAAUAGUAGUAUAAUUUCGCCCCUCUUCAUAAUUCUAGCCAAUUUUGAAUCAUUUCCAUUAAAAUGUGAUUUUCCUACA